Phasianus colchicus (ring-necked pheasant) is the source of this 4274-nucleotide messenger RNA. RefSeq names its product solute carrier organic anion transporter family member 4A1 (gene SLCO4A1). Gene Ontology annotation, molecular function: protein binding; thyroid hormone transmembrane transporter activity. Lineage: Eukaryota; Metazoa; Chordata; Aves; Galliformes; Phasianidae. Gene Ontology annotation, cellular component: basolateral plasma membrane. Gene Ontology annotation, biological process: transmembrane transport; sodium-independent organic anion transport. The record is from RefSeq and is a predicted model, not a curated record.
CAGGACUCAAUGCCCGCGCCCUCGAUGCGGGCAGCGGAGCGCGGGGCGGCGACGAGAGGGCAGCGGCGGCAGUGACGGCAGACCCUGGUGGGACUGAUCACUCGACAGCACACCUCUGGUGCACCUGCAGCACUGCCACUGGUGGGGAGCACAGCAUGAGCUGAAGCAGCCCUCGAGGACAGCCGUGUUCUCAGGACCACAGUGUGGAUUUGUCUCACUUCUGCGAGGCUUUCCUCUGCUAAACCGAUUGCAAUGAUCCUGGCUCAGCCUUCUGCCAUCUAAUGUGUGUGCCAAAACUCGCAGCCCCGCAAUAGGCACACGCUGACCGCCCUGCAGAGCAGCCCCAGCCACAGCCAACACUGGACCCGCUCUGCUGUGCCGUUCAUGGCAAAGCCCCAUCACUUAACGGGGGAGAAUGGCUUCCACUUCUCCCAGCCUCUCGUCUUCCCCAGCCCAUCCCCUGUGGGUGAGGACAGCUCAGCCUUCGAUUCGGCAAGCGGCACGCCACUGAGCAAUGGCACUCCCAGCGGCGCCGAGUCCUGCGGGCUGCCCCUCUGCGAGGCCAAAGGCAUUAAAUACAUCUCAGCCGAGCAGGAGGAGCUGGCGUGCGGUUGGGGAGGGUUCACCCCUGGCUGCUUGCAGCUCUUCAACACCUCCAAGGGCGUUUUGUUCUUCCUCUGCGUGGCUUCCUUCCUGCAAGGCAUGACGGUGAACGGUUUCAUCAACACGGUCAUCACCUCCAUUGAGCGUCGCUUCGACCUGCGCAGCUACCAGAGCGGGCUGAUUGCCAGCUCCUACGACAUCGCCGCCUGCCUCUGCCUCACCUUCGUCAGCUAUUUUGGGGGGAACGGCCACAAGCCACGUUGGCUGGGCUGGGGCGUGUUGGUGAUGGGCCUGGGCUCCCUGCUCUUCGCUUUGCCCCACUUCACCACAGGCCGCUAUGAGGUGCGCUCCUCGGCUGAGGUGGGCGUCUGUGCCGCCAACCAGAGCCUGCCAUGCUCUGUGGCUGCCUCCGGCCUCUCCAGCUACAGGUUUGUCUUCAUGCUGGGGCAGUUCCUGCAUGGGAUGGGAGCCACGCCGCUCUACACGCUUGGCGUCACCUAUUUAGAUGAAAACGUCAAGACUAACUACUCCCCUGUGUACAUUGCUGUUUUCUACACUGCUGCAAUCCUUGGCCCUGCAGCGGGUUAUCUGGUAGGAGGAAUGUUUCUAAAUAUUUAUACUGAAAUUGGCAGAGAGACUGACAUCUCCCCAGAGAACACGCUGUGGGUGGGAGCAUGGUGGAUCGGCUUCCUGGGGGCUGGAGCAGCCUCACUCCUCAUCUCCAUCCCCAUCCUGGGCUACCCCCAGCGCCUCCCAGGGUCGCAGAGGUAUAUUGUUAUGAGGGUGUCGGAGGCUCAUCAGCUGAAGGAUGGGAGCCACAAAAAAGCAUCAGAUCCAGACUUUGGGAAAACAGUUAAAGACCUACCUCGAUCAGUAUUGCUGCUCCUGAAGAAUCCCACCUUCAUCUUCCUUUGCUUAGCGGGAGCGACGGAAGCCACUCUCAUUGCUGGGAUGUCUACGUUUGGACCCAAGUUCUUGGAGUCUCAGUUUAGUUUAAGUGCCUCUGAAGCUGCCACCCUUUUUGGCUAUCUGGUUGUGCCGGCUGGAGGCGGAGGCACAUUCCUGGGAGGAUUCCUUGUGAAUAAAUUUAAACUCCGCUGCUCAGGAAUCAUCAAAUUGUGUUUACUUUGCACAGUGUCAAGUCUGCUAGCUAUUUUCAUUUUUUUCAUUCACUGCCCCAACAUGCCAAUGGCAGGAGUAACUCAGAUGUACAACGGAAGCACUUUGCCUGGUGGCCAGCUGAACCUGACAGCAGUGUGCAACGCAGAGUGCGGCUGCCUGCAGGAGACCUACAGCCCUGUCUGCGGUAGUGAUGAUGUUAUGUAUUACUCUCCUUGUCAUGCUGGGUGCAGAAAAGUGUCUGAAAACCUCCGGAAUGGCAAGAAGGUCUACCGUGAAUGUAGCUGCAUUGAGAAAACUCUCUUGCUUGGCCCUGGUGAGGCAGAAGCAGGGAAAUGCACUUCCCCUUGUGCAAAAAGGACUCUGCUGCUCUUCUUCAUGUUCGUGGUGAUCCUCUUCACCUUCCUGAGCAGCAUUCCUGCCCUGACUGCAACGCUACGGUGUGUCUCCGACAGACAAAAGUCAUUUGCACUUGGGAUCCAGUGGAUCGUGGUCCGAACGCUAGGAGGUAUCCCUGGCCCCAUUGCCUUUGGGUCGAUGAUCGACAAAUCCUGCCUGCUCUGGCAGGACCAGUGUGGUGAGCAAGGCUCCUGCUAUGUGUACCAGAACUCAGCCAUGAGCCGCUACACCCUGGUCACCGGGCUGGUCUACAAGGUGCUUGGGACAACCUUCUUCACCAUCGCCUGUGUGCUGUACAAACCACCGCCGACAGAAUCAGCCCCUGGCAGCUCAGACACAUCAGAAAAUAACAAUGGGGACCUCCAGGAAACCAAACCUUCGCUCCCAGCUGAGGAGGAUAUAUGAGGCUGUGCACAUGCCAGUGACUUUCUCAGUCUCGAAAAUACGACAAAAAGACAUUAUGCAGCCCCAAAGUUUUUAAUUAUUAGUAAUAUUAUCACUUUUUUUACUUCAAGAGAAAUAAUUUAAUUAAUCACUGGUGUGCUUGCUAUUUUCUUAACAGCAGAAGCACAUUCCAAGCUGUGUGCUGAUGCAAUAUGCAGUUAUUUAAUUUUAUUUAAAGAAAGGGCUACCGUAGUUUUAUUCUCUGUCUGUGACAAGCAAGGACCAUGAUCUCCAUGAGUGGAAACAGACACCAGUAACUCCAAUGGAGUGAGUGGGGUUGAAGCCACUAGAGGAUCCGGUCCCUACUAUCUCAGUUGUAAAGCCAACUGUAGCAAAACUUCCCAUGAGACUUCCUUGCCUGAAAAGACACCCGCUGUCCUGCAAUCUGCAUUGUAAAGAUGACUGGCCCUUAAACUCCUGGAUGCAAAGCAGACAGCCCAGCCAGCACUGUCUUCCUGCAACACACAGCUUCACAUCCGUUCGUGCUGGUGUCCUCCAACCUUUUUGUUUAGAAGCAGAGCAUCUGGUUAUGCAAGCUGGUAUUCCUGUGCAAUGGGAGAUAGGAUUGGAUGAGGUUUGUCCAACAAAUCCAUCAGUACACUACAGGCAGAGAUCCUUGGGAGCUGCUGAGCACUGUACUUCGCUGCCUUGUUUCCUGCAGGGUUUACAUCGUGGUGACACUUCAUUUUUUUGUUGUGUUGUUGAGAGGUGAUGCCUUUUGCAGUGUAGUGUGCAAAACUUUACUGUGUUUCUUGCUGUUUGUUGGAUGCAGGAGAAUGUGAGAUAUGGAUCUAUGUGAUGCUUCUCUUCGGUUGCCCUGUACAAUGUUGGUUUUGGGUACAUGCAAAAGUCAGAAUGGAUUUAUUUUUCUCUUGACUGCUAGCUUAAGGGAGAGCUCACCAUAAUGACAGACUGCUUUAUGGAAAGGAGAUGCUGACCUAUACCCAGUGUGUGCUUCAGGCAGAGAGGGCAGGGUUCCCAAAAUAGCUUUGAGUGUGCACCUGCAAUACUGACCAGGGGUAAAGGGGGGAAUUUCAGCAUCCAGCAGGAGUUUCCCUGGCUUCCCCUACAGCCCCCAUUGGGUCAGAGGCUCCGUCUGCCUGCAUUUGCACAGCCUCAAGGUUCAGGUACAGCUGUGGAGGAUGGGGAGGGCUGUGGGCAGCCCUGGAGGUGCUGCACUAAAACUUCUGUUGAACAGGACAUGUGUUACUGAGCUGCAUUGCUGGCACUGCUCUGUGCCAGGUGCUGCUUGCAAUUGCUUUGUGGUUGUUUUGUAUAUUUUGUAUAUUUAUGCCUUCGUAAGCAGACAUGUAAUGAGCAUUUUUUUUUUUCCUUUGGCUGCUUAAAACACUGUCAGCUGGUGCAGCAUGAUGAUGAAGGGCACAAUGAGUACAGAAUGCAGGAGAGCCCUGCUGUCCCAGAGGGUCAGGAUUGGACACGUGGAUGCAGGAAUUGACCUCAGCAUCACCCAGACACCAAAGGCUUCUUCACAACCUGGCCUGGUUUUUGAGGCACCUGCAGACAUGAGUUUCUCUCCCCUCUUUGCCCUUCCCAACUUACAGAUAUUUUGGGUACAAGCAGGGAUCUCAAAAGGGGAAAACGCAUGAAUGUAUUUUGGGAACACGUUUUAUGUAUGAUGUAUUUAUGAAAGGUAGAAUUUUUUUUAAUAUAUAAAUAUAUAUACAGAUAUCAGAAUGCAAUCCUUGUGC